Messenger RNA from Haliotis rubra (blacklip abalone), 1567 nucleotides. RefSeq lists its product as uncharacterized. Gene Ontology annotation, molecular function: zinc ion binding. Lineage: Eukaryota; Metazoa; Mollusca; Gastropoda; Lepetellida; Haliotidae. The record is from RefSeq and is a predicted model, not a curated record.
AUGGCGACGAAAUCCGGGAGCGAUCUGACGGCUGUCCCGUCUCUCACAUUUUCCUUCGUGGAGACUUAUAUACAGAUGAAUAGCAGAAGUGCCGGGACUUCCCAACUGAACAAAGGCUUCAAAUAUUAUAGUGAAGGGUUCAUUUAUAAUUUGCGAAGUAAGUUUCAUUCAUCAAUUUCCAAUGUUCCUAGUACAUUCAUUUCACUCAAGUACAUGUACUAUGAAAUGCAGGUCACCUUAGAGAGCAGUCCAGUGGUUAAAGUGGUCAGCGCCAGCUGCAGCUGUGCCAUAGGUCAGAGCCAGUGUUGUGGUCAUGUGACAGGUGUUUUAUAUCUGGUGGCCCACUAUAAGCAGAGAGGAAUGAAGUCCAUCCCACAGGAUAUUGCCAAGACCUCCAUGCCACAGACAUGGCACAUCCCUCACCAGGACAAAAUAUCCGGUAUGUCAGUACCAGAGAUAAAGGUUUCUGGAUACAAGAGUGAUGGAGAGGACAGGCCAGUGAAAUCAACCCUUUACAACCCCAUUAGGUCUACCCUUCCACCAUUGGAACCAUUUUUUUCAUCCCUGAAGUUAAAUCAUCCUGAUCUAUCACUAUUAACAACAGUUCCACAGACUGAUGAGCCAGCACCACCUUUUGUAAGAACUAAUUUUGGAUUGUUUCCUAAGGGUAGCACCAUCAGCCAUCAACAGAAAUUAUCUGGAAAUUAUCUGAUAAACAUUGUGGAUGUUUUUCCUGAUUUGCCCAUUAGUGCUGAGCAGACAGGAGAGAACAACUACAGCAGUGUGCUGACAGAGAGUCAGACAACUCUGCUAGACUCACUCAGUGUCAGUCAGGAUGAGGCUGUGGAGAUAGAGAAGGCUACCAGACUCCAGGCAGGACAAGAAUUUUAUGUCAUUAAUUUCAUUAAAAGAAAAUGUUGCACCCAAAUCCAUUACAUUAAAAAAAAUAAUAAUAAAAUUUCAGAACCAGAGAAGUUUGCAGAAAGACUGAGAUCUUCUUCUAGGACCGUCCUCACAGAGGCAAUGAGAGAGGGCAUUGCCAAUGAGCCUUUUGCAGUAGAGGCAUAUGGGAAGCUAAAGGAGGGCAAUGUGAAUAUAUAUCCCUGUGGGAUUGUAAUAAGUCCCAGAGCAGCAUGGAUGGCUGCUUCUCCAGACCGGAAGGUGCUAGACCCCAGCUCCAACCCUCCUUUUGGUCUACUGGAGGUGAAGUGUCCAGACCUGCGGAAUAAGGACCUCUGUGAUCUGCAGUACCUCAGCCUGAAGGACAAUGGCCAGCUUGCUCUUAAGGCAACAUGUAACUACUAUCAUCAGAUCCAGAUGCAACUGGCAAUGACUGGUUUGAAAUGGUGUGAUUUCUUUGUCUGGUCUGAAAGGCAACACCAUCUCGAGAGAAUUGACUUUUGUCCUGAGAGCUGGCAAAGGGUGAAAGACAAGGCAGAUAAAUUCUUCUUUGAUUACCUUCUUUCAUAGUUUCUGUACUACUAUGUUAGAAGUCAUUUCUCUGAUUAUUUCAAUUACCAAAAAAAUCAGCAAUAUUCUUAACAUCAAGCUAGAUGAAAUCAUAUCA